Peniophora sp. CBMAI 1063 is the source of this 693-nucleotide messenger RNA. The record is from the annotation of a GenBank genome assembly. NCBI's taxonomy places the organism in Eukaryota, Fungi, Basidiomycota, Agaricomycetes, Russulales, Peniophoraceae.
AUGAAGUCGACCACUACCACCCUCGCUGCCCUUGCCCUUGCUCUCGGCGUGAGCGCUGACACGCUGGUACUCAACACACCCUCAGGUGCAACAGGCGCAAUCCAGUGCGAGGUGUAUCAGGUUACAUGGACCGGCGGCACAGCUCCAUACUCGCUCUACCUCUAUGACGGCUCCCAGAACUACAUCUCCGAACUUGCGGACUCUCUCGAGUCUUCACCAUACCAGUGGACUGUGAACGAGGCUUCAGGCUCGUCUUUCAUCCUCUCCAUCCACGACGCAGAUGGCAGUACCUCUUCGACGGCCUCGUUUGAGAUCCAGUCGAGCUCUGAUUCGAGCUGUCUGAGCGGGUCGUCUUCCGUGAGCGGGAGCGCCACAAGCUCGGCGUCGGGUACGACGACGGCUGCGGCUGUUAGUACGAGUGCAGGCUCGAGCGUGAGCGCUAGCUCUAUGUCGGCGUCCAGCGCCAGCGCCAGUUCGGCUUCUUCGGCAUCGAGUGUCUCCGCCUCUAGCUCGUCGGCCUCCAGCUCGAGCGUGAAGACCAGCUCCAGCUCUUCUUCGUCUUCCGCUUCCACCGCGACGUCUGCUGCCUCAUCUUCGACGGCGAGCUCGUCUUCUGACUCUAGCUCUGCUACGAAGGUUGCUGCGGGCAUUGUCGCCCCGGUUAUCGCCGCUCUGUUCGCGCUCGCGGUGUAG